Messenger RNA from Planococcus citri (citrus mealybug), 1903 nucleotides. Its product is annotated as fatty acid synthase-like. The transcript has 5 exons. The record is from RefSeq and is a predicted model, not a curated record. Lineage: Eukaryota; Metazoa; Arthropoda; Insecta; Hemiptera; Pseudococcidae. Gene Ontology annotation, molecular function: fatty acid synthase activity; oxidoreductase activity. Bases 212 to 610 code for a protein of 132 amino acids. Gene Ontology annotation, biological process: fatty acid biosynthetic process.
UUAUUCAAGUUGGUGUAACGUUACAAUGCAAAGUAUAGACCGGUACCUAUCUACAAGUUUUUCGUAUGCUUCGUAAUUCUUUUCACAAAAGUUAUCAAUGUUGAUUUUUAAUAUUGGAACAUACUUAAUCCUUUAAGAGCUCGAACCAGAAAACCAUCAGAACAAUGAAUUAUGUACAGUGUACUAUGCUCCAUUAAAUUUCCGUGAUGUAAUGAUAGCUUCUGGAAAAUUUCACCCGGAUGCCUUGUUUGGAGAUCUAGGCAGACAGGAUUGUGUUUUGGGUAUUGAGUUUUCUGGACGUGACAGCAGUGGAAGACGUGUAAUGGGCAUGUUGGGUGGAAGCGGUAUGGCCACCACAGUGAUACCUCAUCCUUAUUUCCUGUGGGAGGUGUCAGACCAAUGGACACUUGAACAAGCUUCCACUAUUCCCAUAGCAUAUGGGACUGCUUAUUAUGCUCUUAUUGUACGUGGUCAAAUGAGAGCAGGUGAAUCACUGUUAGUUCAUGCAGGAAGUGGUAGUGUAGGCCAAGCGGCCAUUUCAAUUGCUUUACACAUGAAAUGCACUGUAUACACAACAGUUGGAAGUCAGAAAAAACAAGAUUCUAUUUAAAAAAUCUUCCCUCAGGACUUUGUCGCCUGGUUCAGAUGACGAUUUUUCACUGAUGAAUGUGGAUUUGAUGGGCGAUUUGCAAGAUGUUGUAAUUCGUAAUUUCGCGAUCCACAUAAACCGAGAUCCACCAACAGCCUAAACCUGAUUUCGGGGUGGAUCUCGCAACAUGUGAUCCCAGGCCCUCAAAACGUAAAGCGAACCCGUAUGAAAAAAAACUAGUCAUCACCACUGGUAAACAGUACCAGUGGUAUUUUCGACACCACUACCACUACCACUACACUAAUAACCAGUGGUAGUGGUAGUUGUAGUUGCUGCAUAAUUUAUUUUGAAUUAAAAAUCAAUUCUAAAACAUAUUUACGGCAGUACAGUCAUUGUUUUUUAUUGUAGACCCUCCUAAGUCAAAGAAUUCAUCCCCAAAAAAUUUUGAAAACCAAAAAAAAUUUCCACCCUGGGUGGGAUUCGAACUUGCGACCUCUCGCUUCAUAGUCUUCUGCCGAACCUACUAGGCCACUGAGGAAGUUGAAUAGUAAGGUGUUUUAAGGAUUUAUAUGCACUUUUCAGCACUCUGGACUUUGAAAAAUUUAGAGUAUGAUGAUUUUACAAAAUGAAAACUAUGGAUAUAUAACCAAGUUUUUGGAAUGUUCAUACUUCUAGAUAAAAAUUUAAUUGAUAUCGCAUCAUCUUUACCUAAAAAACGAAGGCGCUUCCUUAUUUUUGAUUUUUUGAAAUUCACCCAAAUUGAAAUAAUUCAUAGUUUUUAAAGAAAAAAGUGAAUGAUUGCUUUUGAGGUGCUGAGUAUUGAAAUUGUGUCCAAGAAUAAAAGGUUUUAACUAUCCAAAAAUGGGAAACACCUUCCAUAUUCCAAAUUUAAAGUUAUUUAAAUUAAAUAUGGGUAACCAGGUAUUGCAAAAACGCCAAAAUGAGUGAUUGAAUUAUUAUUUCUAUGCAAAAUAAACACAGUUUCCAUUUUCCAUAGAAAUAGUCACGCAUACUUCAUCCUGUUAAUAAUUAUUUGAUUUUUUAAUUUUGACCUGUAAAAUUUUUAGUUGUGAUUAGUGGUUACCAUUAGUAUGACCAGUCAUCACUACUGAUCAGCAUUCUUCUGAUGAGUAGUAACCAGUGGUAACUACUAAUCACAGCUCAUCCUGUUAGUGGUGAAUAGUCAUCACUACUGGUUUCUUGUAGUUACCACUAAUCACCACUGAAUGAUGAGUAGUUACUACUAGUUACUAGUGGUAUUUAGUAGUGAUGACUAGUUUUUUUUUCAUAUGGGAAGUCACUCCCCAGUCCAAC